AUGGGAAUCUGGAAUAACUAUGAAAAACACACUGAAAUAAUUGUGUUUGACUGGAACAAAAUUCUUGCAAAGUCCCCAAGGAUGAGAUUCUGUGCCAAAUCAAUGCUUCUGUCUGACUGGCUCUUUCUGGUCUAUGUGUUAAUGGUCUGCUGUAAAUUGUUGUCCGCCUCUAGUCACCAUCCCCGGGGGCACACAGGCCAGCACCAAGUGAAGCAGGGGACGUGUGAAGUGGUGGCCGUGCACCGGUGCUGCAACAAGAACCGGAUCGAGGAGCGAUCCCAGACGGUGAAGUGCUCCUGCUUCCCGGGACAGGUGGCCGGCACCACACGGGCUCAGCCCUCCUGCGUGGAAGCUUCCAUUGUCCUGCAGAAGUGGUGGUGUCACAUGAACCCCUGUUUGGAUGGAGAGGACUGUAAAGUACUACCAGACUAUUCAGGUAACACGGUAGCAAAGGCUAAACCUGAGGGUCACUCCCAGAACUAUGGCAUGUAG
Messenger RNA from Pseudopodoces humilis (Tibetan ground-tit), 492 nucleotides. RefSeq names its product TAFA chemokine like family member 4 (gene TAFA4). The record is from RefSeq and is a predicted model, not a curated record. NCBI's taxonomy places the organism in Eukaryota, Metazoa, Chordata, Aves, Passeriformes, Paridae. Gene Ontology annotation, molecular function: receptor ligand activity.